UGUCAUUGUGAUAUUUGGCCUUCGUAGUUAUUUUGGAGUCACGCUUGUAGUUCUUCCACCAUCUUGAAUUGAGCCGACUUACUGACCGUGAUCAUCACGUGUCUGUUUGGUCACGAACUCCAUGGAAAACUGUUAGCAGGCCGUACAUUUAUCUUGAUGGAAGAAAAGCUACCAUCAGAAGGGACUCCAAUCGUUGCUAGUGCAGACGAUGAAGACGUGAAUGAUGAAUCAAACGAGGACCAAGGUCAUUUCAAGAGCAAACUCGGUCUCGUCUUAUCUUGUCUGGGAUGCGUUGUGGGAACUGGAAACAUUUGGAGAUUUCCGAGAAUUGUUGCUAACAACAGUGGCGGGGAAGGAUGUUUGCAGUUCCUGAUCGCCUGGAUAUUGUUUCUCUUCAUUUGGUCCAUACCAAUUAUUCUCAUCGAGUACGCAGUGGGCAGAUAUACCAGGAAAAGUACGGUUCGUUCAUUCAGGAUAUUGAUUGGUCCAUGGUCGUCAUGGUGCGGAGCAUGGAUGUCAGUGGUCAAUACUAUCAUUGGGUGCUAUUAUUCUGUAGUUCUUGGAUGGUGUUUUUAUUUCUUGUUUCGCUCCAUAUUUUACAAACUGCCUGAAACGAUCGAAGAAAGCCUAAAGACGUGGGAUGCCAUGCAGGAUUCCAGUUKGCCGAUAUUUUGUCAUUUUCUGAGCAUUUUGCUUGCUGGUCUGUGCAUCUCCAGAGAAGUGUCUUCAAUUGAACUUGUGAACAAGAUAAUUAUCCCUAUUCUUCUGGCGAUUCUUGUGUUUUCAUUCUACUGGGCUUUGUCUUUGAAAUAUGCGGAACAUGGCAUUAAAUAUCUAUUUACUCYAGACUGGGAGGAAUUCAAAGAACCAAGACUUUGGGUUGAUGCAGCCUCACAAAACGCAUGGGAUACAGGAGCUGGCGUUGGUCUAUUUCUAACGUAUGCUACAUUCAUGACCAAGAAAAACGGUGUCGUCAAAAUAGGAACCCUACURCCUGCCUGUAAUAACCUGAUAAGUUUGUUGUGUUGYAUCACGACAUUUUCCACCGUUUUCUCGGUGGAGAUGAACCGAGACUCACCAAAAAGUAAAGAAGAGAUCGUAAAACUACUCAAAGAUAAUGGAAAGGCAAACACUGGCCUUACAUUCAUUUGGAUGCCGCUUUUGUACAACAGUAUUGGAGCUGCCGGACCAUUUUUAUGUGCCUUGUUUUUUAUCUGUCUGGCAUUGGCUGGUYUCAGUUCUCUGAUUUCUAUUGUAGAACUUGCUGUACACACUUUACAAGAUAUGGAAGUUCCUCGUAGAUAUGCCAUUCCAAUUUCCGUUACUGUUAUGUUUUGUGGUGGUCUGGCGUCAGCCUUGGAUCUGGACAUUCUCGUCAAUCAGGAUUUUGUAUGGAGUUUUGCUCUUAUCAUCGCGGGCUCGAUGACGCUUUCUAUACCAAUACGAUACGGUGCUUCUCGUUUCAGAGAUACCGUCGUCAAUAAGUUUGGAUAUGAUGACUGGARUCUACCUUUCCUCUGGCAAAUUAUUGUAAAAUAUAUCGCCCCGCUAGAAGCACUGGGUUUGAUCAUUUGGUGGAUCAUCGAUACAGUAAACAGCGAGAAGGACAAAGAUGGCCUCCACUGGUAUGAGCUUGACAAAGAAAGCUUCAUGAUGGCUAUAUUGCAGUGGUGCGUGGUCUUGAUUUGCCUUGUCUCAAUCAAUGCAGCCUGGAUGCACUGGAGACGAUCCAGAMAAGAAGAUUACGCAGCAAUCCCUUCAAGUUAUGGCGCAACUGAACAAAAACCAAGUGGACCAUCAAGCAAUCCCUAGGGGGGAGGGGAAGAAAAAAGCUAUGCUUAAACACAUUUUGAUAGCACCACAUGCACGAGAACAUUAUCGAAGUUAACUUUUAUAAAUGUAUUAAUGUAUAGAUUUUAUAGUGUAAAUUAAGAUAGAUGCAAUCUAAUAUAAGUAAACACGGUAUUGCUAUUGUUACGCACCCGUGAGAGAUUGGGGGGAGACCCCUAGUAGGUCACGUUUUGUAAUCAUUUUCAGUUAUCUAUAAAGAUAUCUGUGGAAGCAGGAGAUAAUUCGUAAGUAA
Molecule: messenger RNA, 2083 nt
Organism: Actinia tenebrosa (Australian red waratah sea anemone)
Lineage: Eukaryota; Metazoa; Cnidaria; Anthozoa; Actiniaria; Actiniidae
Cellular component (GO): membrane
Source: RefSeq, a predicted model, not a curated record